UAUCCUGUGCGGGUGUUUUACUCUACGUCGUUUCGCAUACCUAGGCGAAAUAUAUAUAAACGUCUCACUAUAACGCCCCCGUGCCUUGCCGUUUAAUUAGAUCCCCGGGGUGCGGAUCGGUUUGGCACCGUGUCUGCGUGCAAGAAAAACCGGCUGUUUUUUUUCGUGCUCCCGGAGCUCUGGCCGCGGUCCUCGCGCGACUUCACUUCUGCACCGGCGGCGCGGGAGGAAAAUCGAGCCCGCAGUCCAGCUGCAGCGGUUCGGAGGGAUUAUUCGGCACGACUCGGAAAGGCGACAGGUCUACGCUUUGCAGCCGCCGACAAGCUGAGUGUAAUGAUCUGCUAGAUGCGCCAGUGGCUGUGGGAAUGAGACUGCGGGGCAGGGAUUUGGAGGAUUCCACUGUCUCCUGGAUACCGAGCGUCCUGGGUGUGCAGAGCGUCAGGCUCCGCCUUCGCCUUGACCGCCGUGACGACAGGGGGAGGAGCUUGUGGCAACUAGUUGACCUGGGAGAGGAACUGCAGAGUGGGCGGCGGCCUCGAGACAGGACUCCUCCCACUUGUUCACAAAGUCUGAUGAGUAUUCCUGCUGCUCCAUCAGUUCAGUCAGGGGGUGGAGAGAUGCAGUCACCUGGGGUCAUAAGCCCCUCCUUCCUCCCGCCUGCAAGUGGAAAAGUUCCAGGUCGCAAGAGGGGUCGGCCACCCCUGAAGAGGCACCCGGAAUAUCAAAGCCGCUACCCAGAGUCCCUCCCACCCAUUAAAGUGCCUAAGAAGCGAGGGAGGAAGCCGGGCUUUAAGCUGAAGUCUCGUCUGAUGACCCCUCUGGCCAUCUCUCCUCCCAGCAGCACCCCAGAGCCAGACAUGAGCUCAAUCCCGCAGGACGCUGCUACUAUCCCUCACUCCGCCACACCACAGGUCCUCACAGUGUGUAUCUACGUGAAUAAGCAAGUGAACACAGGUCCUAACCUGGACAGACAGAAGGUGCUGCAGCUGCCGGAUCAUCUGGGUCCUGCCAGGCCCUCAGUGGUGCUGCAGCAGGCGGUUCAGGGCUGCAUUGACAGUGCAUUUCAGCAGAAGGCCGUCUUCACGCUACUCACCGAGGGCUACGGGGGAGAAAAGAUAUCAGCCACUUUUGAUGGUAAACAGCAUCUGUUAAGUUUGCCGGUGGUCAACAGCGUGGGCUACGUUCUGCGUUUCCUUAAGAAGUUGUGCCGAAGCCUGUUAUGUGAGAACCUGUUCAGUGACCAGCCCAUUGCUCCUUCAUCAUCCCCUUCAUCCUCUUCCUCAUUCCAUAUGGAGAAGCACUCAGACGGACAGUCCAAGUCAAACUCAAUGGUGGAUGAUUACCAUGGCGAUUCAGUGGAACCCAAACGCUAUUCGGUUGACCCCAGUGACUUUGGUGCGAUGUCCUCACCAUACGCAGCCAGUAAACCUGCAUACGGCUUUCGCUCUGCCUCUGCCUAUUCUGGAGGCAUCUGCAGACAGGCAGCCAGUCCCAGCACAUUCCCAGAAGGAAACAGAAGUGCCUACAGUCCGUCCCCAGACGCAGGAGAGGUGAAACCUCCACCCAGUAAGGAUCCGUCCAGGUGGAGCGUGGAUGAAGUGGUGUGGUUUAUCAAGGAUGCAGAUCCUCAAGCGUUGGGCCCUCACGUUGAGCUCUUCAGAAAACAUGAGAUUGAUGGCGAUGCUCUUCUCCUCCUGAAAAGUGACAUGAUCAUGAAGUACCUGGGACUCAAACUGGGCCCUGCUCUUAAGCUCUGCUACCACAUCGACAAGCUCAAACAAAACAAGUUCUGACUGUCUUUGACCCUACAGAUGGACUGACUCUCAGUAUUUACGCUCACUCGCGUUUGUUGUAGUACAGGAUGUUUUCAUCCCACAUUCUCUGGCCAUUCGAGGACAAGCACCAGAUUUUUUUCUUGCCAGUACAUUGGGACAUUUCACCAGCCAGAACGUUUUCUUUUUCAAAUUUUUAACUGUACAAACAUUUUAUUGAUUGCUUGUUUUCUGAACAUUUACUCAAGUCAUCUCUGCUGCUUUCUGGGAUUUUUGGAGUCCUCAAGUAGGAGAUAUGUGUAAAUCAUGCGUCAAACUGACGGAGUUGUAACAUGUUUUAGAUCCCAUUUUUUACAGAGGAAUGGACUCUGUCUAAAACCCUGUGAACUUCAGCCACCUGCUGGUGAAAAGGAGUCACUGCAAGCAGGAAUCAUUCAGCUUUUUAUUUUCAGAAAGCUUUUUGACAACCGGGGAGAUCACUUACACACAGCAUUCAGCAUUGUUUUCAUUUUUUUAACGGAUACGCACACAAUCUUGGCAGGGUACAACCAUGAACCAUUACACUUUUGCAACCAGCAAAUAACAGGCACAAAUUCACCUCUGUUGGACCAGUCAAAAAUUCUUUGGAAAGCCUCUUGGAAUCACAACUAAACACAAUACACUACUGCUACUGUUCAAACACAGCAUUACAAACAUUAGUAAUGCACACCAGGUGCUGUUCCUCAACCAGCAAGUCAACAAAAACAACUAUACCGGUACUUUGUUUCAUACUGUGGACCAAAUACAUGGAAAGGUCUCAUUACUCCCAAAACAUUUUGUUUUUCACUAUUGAAAAGCUGCUUUGACACUGCAAAUGUCAGCUUGUGAAUUACUUACACAAUAUGUAGCACUUUACAAUAGGGUUCCAUUCGUUUAAUACAUUGGGUAUCAUGAACCAGCAAUGUACUGUAUAUUUAUGAAGGGUGAUGAUCAUUUUUAAUAUAUACUACUGUUCAAAAGCUUGGGGUCAGAACGUUUUUCUUUGAAAGAUAAUUUAUUGAGAGGGGGUGCAUUUUAUUAUUAUAAGUAACAGAAGAAAAUGUAACAAUUAUUUAAAAUGAAUUCAGUUUUUAUUCAUCAAGGAAAGGGAAAACAGGACCAUUAAAGACUAGAUAAAUAGCAGCUUAAAAGUUAGACAUGAAAAUUGUAAUAAUAUUUUACAAUGUUACUAUUGGAAUUUAUUUUUGAUCAAAUAAACAUGGCCUUGGUGAGAAUAAGAGACUUUCAGAAACAUGUUGUGAACCUGAUAUUCAAAACAAUUAAAGAUAUUUCAAAUAUUCAAAACAUGAAUAAUAGCAUUAUUAAUUACGGAUGUUCCGAUCGAUUGGCCGGAGAUCGGUAUCAGCCGAUAAUCACAUUUCAUGACUCAAUCAGUAGUCGCUGAUCUGGCCAAUCUCAUGAACCGAUUGCAAGUGUUUGUUUAUGAGUUAACAAAGCAGUGGAAGGGGCAUGUGCGCUUCCAUAUAUUAUACACAAGCAGCGCUAAAACACCUGAGGAGGUAAAUGAUGCGUGAUGCCAUGAGCGAUCACUGUGCUGGCAUCACAACGGCUAAAUAAAAUAUAUUCAGAUGUGG
This is a messenger RNA of Danio aesculapii, 3385 nucleotides long. It is a transcript of the gene scml4, whose product is annotated as Scm polycomb group protein like 4. The record is from RefSeq and is a predicted model, not a curated record. NCBI's taxonomy places the organism in Eukaryota, Metazoa, Chordata, Actinopteri, Cypriniformes, Danionidae. The transcript has 9 exons. Gene Ontology annotation, molecular function: protein binding. The coding region runs from base 366 to 1793 and encodes 475 amino acids.